Metarhizium album ARSEF 1941 is the source of this 1725-nucleotide messenger RNA. RefSeq names its product Major facilitator superfamily domain, general substrate transporter. The transcript is spliced from 2 exons. Gene Ontology annotation, biological process: transmembrane transport. The coding region runs from base 1 to 1725 and encodes 574 amino acids. The record is from RefSeq and is a predicted model, not a curated record. Gene Ontology annotation, cellular component: membrane. NCBI's taxonomy places the organism in Eukaryota, Fungi, Ascomycota, Sordariomycetes, Hypocreales, Clavicipitaceae. Gene Ontology annotation, molecular function: transmembrane transporter activity.
AUGGCCCACGCCGGCCGCCGCAGCCCCUUCAACCCGGGCGAGGCGUCCCCGUCCUUUGCACAGACCGGUGCCGGAUUCACCCUCGACGGCAGCGAUGACGACGCCGUCGCCGACGCCUACGAGAUGGUCGAGCCGCACGGCGGGCACGAGCGACGACACAGACGCACGAGCGCGAGCACACUCGCCAGCUUCCAGCCGUACACGCCCGACGAGGAGCUGGCGGUGCGGAGGAAGUUUGACAGGAAGCUGGUGCUCUUUGUUGCCUUUCUCUUCAUGCUGAGCUUUCUGGACCGGUCGAAUAUCGGCAGCGCAAGAAUAGCCGGCAUGGACGAGGACCUGCAGACGACGCCGCCCCGCGACGACUGGUACGAAUGGGCCCUGUCGGCCUUUUACAUGUCCUACGUUGCCUUCGAGUGGAUGUCGUUGCUGUUCAAGCUCGUGCCCGCCCACAUCGUCGUGUCCAUGACCGUCUUGACAUGGGGCCUCACGGCAUCGCUGCAAGCAGUUGCGCCUUCGUAUCCGGUGCUGAUUGCGCUGAGGGUGCUCCUCGGCAUAGGGGAAGCAGGAUUCACAGGCAUCCCCUUCUACCUGAGCUUCUUCUUCAAAAGAGAGGAACUGGCCUUUCGAACCGCCAUGUUCAUAUCCGGUACGCUGACCAGACCUUGCUCUCCCAACACCACGGCAGCUAAUGGCCAAAAAAAACCCCCCCAAAACAAAACAGCCGCUCCCCUCGCGACAAGCUUCGCCUCGACACUGGCCUACAUCAUCGUCAAGUUCGCGUCUCGAUCGCCCAUCGCCCCCUGGCGCCUCCUCUUCCUCCUCGAGGGCCUGCCGUCUGUUCUCGCCGCCGUCGCCGCGUUCACCACGAUCCCCGACUCGCCCUCGUCGGCGCCGUACCUCACGGAUCGCGAGAAGAAAGUCGCCCGCCUGCGCCUGCGCCCCCGUCCCCGGGCCGGCCACCGUCCGCCCUCGCGGCGGUCUCGACACACGCCGGCCUCGGGCCUCAAGCCCCGCGACCUGCUGCUCGUCCUCGCAGACCCCGUCGCCUGGCUGACGUCGGCCAUGUUCUUCCUCGCAAACAUGGCCUACUCCUCGCUGCCCGUCUUCCUGCCCAAGAUCAUGACGGAAAUGGGCCACGACGCGCUCACCUCGCAGGCGCUCUGCGCGCCGCCCUACCUCGUCGCCUUUGCCGCCGUCCUCAUCACCGCCCACAUGUCCGAUCGCCUGCGGGCGCGCACGAUUCCCAUCGUCCUCCACGCCUCGGCCUCGGCCGCAGGCUACGCCGCCCUGGCCCUGGCCGGGCCGCUCCGUCUGCCCCCCUUCCUGAGGUACUUGGCCGUGUACCCCGCCGCGGUGGGCUUCUUCAACGUCGUCACGCUCAUCAUCGCCUGGAGCAUCAACAACCAGGCCAGCCAGACGAGGCAGGGCGGCGGCUUCGCCAUCCUGCAGCUCGUGGGCCAGUGCGGCCCGCUCGUCGGCACCAGGCUGUAUCCCGACAGCGAUGCGCCAUACUACACGGCCGGCAUGGGCGCCUGUGCCCUGUCCAUGCUGGCCGUUGCCGUCUUGGCCCUUUUCCUGAGGUGCCAUCUGCAGCAUCGGAACAGCACCUUGGACCGGAAAGACGCGGACCGCGGGCUCGACGACUCUACCGUCGAGGAGGAAGCGCUCGUUGCCUCGGAGAGGCGGGAAACAGACCCGGCCUACUUCUUCAGGUACAUGUUGUGA